AUGCUGCCCACGUCGCGCCUCCUGCACACGGCCCUGCGCGACCGCGCAAAGACGGUCGGCUUCAUCGGCCUCGGCGCCAUGGGCCGCGAGAUGGCGUCGAACCUGCUCUCGCGCACCUUCGAGGCCAGCAGCGACGCGGCGACGACGAUCGUCGUGCACGACACCUUCGACGACGCCACGACGCGCUUCCUCAGCGCACACGCCAGCCUGUACCCGGGGCGCAGCAUCGUGCCCGCCAGCAGUCCCGCCGGCGUCGCGAGCCUGGCAGGGACCAUCGUGACCAUGGUGCCGUCGUCGCCGCAGGUGGAGGAGGUGUACCGCUCCGAGACGGGCAUCCUGGCUGGACUCAAGGACCUCGGCGACCCGUCGAACCCGGCCAACAGCACGUUGUGCAUCGACUGCACCACGCUCGACCCCGCCGUGUCCGCGUCGGUGGCGCGCGACGUCAAGGCCGCCGGCGGCGGCAAGGACGGCGCCGAGGGCGCGUGGGACAUGAUCGAUGCGCCCGUGUCUGGCGGCGUGGUGGGCGCCCGCGCCGCGACGCUCUCCUUCAUGGUCGGCUCGGACUCGCACCAGUCGUUUGCGCGCGCCAAGCCGACGCUCGACAUGAUGGGCAGCCGCGCGAUCCACUGCGGCAAGAACAGCAACGGGCUGGUCGCCAAGAUUGCCAACAACCUGCUGCUCGGCAUCUCGAUGCUCGGCGUCAGCGAGGCGAUGCUGCUCGGCACGGCGCACGGGCUCAGCCCGCAGGUGCUGGCGCACAUCAUCAACACGUCGACGGGCCGCUGCUGGGCGAGCGAGGUGAACAACCCGGCGCCGGGCGCGCUCAAGGGCACCGCGCACAGCCCGCCGGCGGAGCGCGGCUACGAGGGCGGCUUUGCGGCGCGCCUGCAGAGCAAGGACCUCGGCCUCGCCAUGGAGGCGGCCAAGCAGCUCGGCGUGCCCGUGCCCGUCGGCAACCUCGCCGCGACGAUCUACCAGGCGCUGGCGUCCUCGCCAGACUUCAAGGACAAGGACUUCUCGUGCGCCAUGCUCGCGCUGCAACGGGCGCUGGGCCGUGACGAGUUCAAGUAGGGAAUGGCACACCUGCUCAAGCCCUAGGACAACUGCUCAGACGUGGGAGAGGAUGCACAUUGACGGUGGUGGUACAGUUGAGUCGUUAGGCUUGGUGUGGUGGUGUCUCGUUCUGCCCGCAGGCAGAUGGGUCGCGCCGGUGCGGCGCACAUUACUCGUCCUCGUCGUCCAUCGCGUCGUCGAGCUCCUCGGCGCGGAUGAGCUCUUCAAAGGCGGCCAUCUGCAGGCGCGCCGUGCCCUUGUCGCGCGUCGCCGGCGCCUCGAGCGCCUGGUGCAGCGCCGCAUAG
This is a messenger RNA of Tilletiopsis washingtonensis, 1361 nucleotides long. Its product is annotated as putative 3-hydroxyisobutyrate dehydrogenase mitochondrial precursor. The coding region runs from base 1 to 1074 and encodes 357 amino acids. The record is from RefSeq and is a predicted model, not a curated record. Gene Ontology annotation, cellular component: mitochondrion. NCBI's taxonomy places the organism in Eukaryota, Fungi, Basidiomycota, Exobasidiomycetes, Entylomatales. The transcript is spliced from 5 exons. Gene Ontology annotation, biological process: L-valine catabolic process. Gene Ontology annotation, molecular function: 3-hydroxyisobutyrate dehydrogenase activity; NADP binding; NAD binding.